AUGGAUCCUCGAGGUCCCUUCGGUCACACACCCGCCAGCGCGGAAACGUCUGGUCUGCACCCUCAGGGGCCCGACGAUGCUGCCGCAGACUCGCCGUCGCCUCUGCGGGAUCGCCGCCGGGAGAAGCCCAUGCUGUCAUGCAUCUCCUGUAGGAGUCGCAAGGUGCGAUGCGAUCGCCAGUUGCCAUGCAAAACCUGCACAAACAGAGGGAUCGGCUCCUCCUGCACUUACAAAACGGCCGGCCCAGGCAAGACGAAAGUCAGCGUCGGUGACCGCAUCCAGCAGCUCGAGGAGCGUGUGCGCUCUCUCCUGCGGCAGCAGCAGCAAGAGCAGCAGACGCCGCAAAGGCCGGCAGUAAGUCCGGAUAGCCUUGUCAGAGACUCCUUGGGGCAUUCCCUUCAAGCCUCGCCGGGGAUGCCGCCGCAAAGCGUCCCCACGGCCUCGCUGGCGUCGGUUGACGAGGGCACACCCAGGCCGGCCAUAAAGCACGCGUCCUUAUCACACAGCCGGGAUAGUGCUAAUUCCCCCGCGCCGUCAGAUCCCGGUAGCAUGCGUUUGCACUCGCACGAUGUCGGUGUCAACUACGUCGGGAGCGUCCACUGGGCCGCCGUGCUCGAUAGCAUCUCGGAGCUCAGGGACCACUACGAGGAGGAAGAGGAAGCCCGCAUGCUUGCCACCAGCGACCAUACGCACGACCGAAAUCCUGGUCCUCGACUACUGUACCAACUGGUUCAGGCGACAAAAGACGAUAUUCUCAAGUCAAUACCGGCCCGGCCCGUUGUGGACCGCAUGGUCGCACGGUACUUCAACGCGCAAGGUGUUGUGCCAGAAAUCCUUCACAGUGGUCAUUUUCUCCGAGAGUACGAAAGGUUCUGGCAGAACCCAGCUGGAGUACCAUUCAUCUGGAUUGGCCUCUUAUUUAGCGUAAUGUGCAUCGCCACCUUGUACACGCAGUCGAUCGGGGAGGCGGUAGAUCUGGAAUCUCUAGAACGCCUGAACUUAUUCCGGGAACAGACUUUUCACUGCCUGAUCCGAGGCCAGUACACUAGAGGCGGGGACUACGUCCUUGAAACCAUGAUCAACAAUCUUGUUUGUGAGUCCUUCCUGUCCGAGGAUACUGAGAUCGGGCUCUGGCUUGUACAAGGCAUCAUCGUGCAGCUCGCCUUAAGUCAGGGUUACCACCGAGACCCUCAAAACUUCCAGAGCAUUAUCCCAUUUGCCGGUGAGAUGCGGCGGCGCUAUGACACGGAAGAGCCCCGCAACUUGCUGGACACAGACUUUGAUGACUCUACCGUCGAGCUUCCCCCUUCGCGGCCCGAGACAGAGGUCACACCCGUGCUCUACAGCUUGGCAAAGAACAGGAUAGACAAGAUGAUGGGGCUGGUCUAUGACCUUGUCAAUGACACUCUCGAGCGCCCGUACACAGAGAUUCUGGACCUCGACCGGAAGCUGCAGGAGGUUGAGGCCACGCUGCCGACCAUCUUCCGGUGGAAACCUCUGAGUGAAUCCUUCAUGGUGCCACCCCAGGUCGUCAUGCACCGCGUGCUGCUCCAGCUCGCCAUACAGAGACUCGUAAUCUGGCUGCACCGUAGGUACCUCGCGCCCUCCUAUUCCCAGCCGCACUACGAGUACUCGCGACGCGCCUGCGUCCAGGCUGCCAUCAAGAUCCUCGAGUUCCAGCAGAUAGUGAUGGAGGAGACACAGGCAGACGGAUUAUUGUAUCCCGUACAGUGGGCGCGGUGGAUGUCCACGUCAUCGCGGCCGCGAGCAGUCUUCCUGUUGGGCGUCAGCAUUCUCUGCUACUACGUACAACUGGCCAAGUCCCAGCCCGAAGUACCGCUCGACCAGGAGACAGGCACCAAGAUCCUCAGUCUGCUGCGGAACACCUGUCCACUCUGGCUGCACUCGCCCACGGUGUCUAGGGAAGCCCGACGGGCGGAUGAACAUCUGGCCCUCGUACUAGGGCUACGGGAAGGUCAAACAACUGAUGAGCCGGUCAAUAUCUCUACCACUGUCACGCCCCAGGACACCACUUCGUCACUCGACCAGUUUACUUGGGACGCAUACGAAGGUAAUUGA
Colletotrichum spaethianum is the source of this 2079-nucleotide messenger RNA. RefSeq names its product pyruvate carboxylase. The transcript is spliced from 4 exons. NCBI's taxonomy places the organism in Eukaryota, Fungi, Ascomycota, Sordariomycetes, Glomerellales, Glomerellaceae. Gene Ontology annotation, molecular function: zinc ion binding; DNA-binding transcription factor activity, RNA polymerase II-specific. The coding region runs from base 1 to 2079 and encodes 692 amino acids. The record is from RefSeq and is a predicted model, not a curated record. Gene Ontology annotation, cellular component: nucleus. Gene Ontology annotation, biological process: regulation of DNA-templated transcription.